GCCAACUCAAUCAAAAUACUUUAAACCACACCAUGAUGAUAUGACUCAAACACUUCAUUUCAAUAUCAACUUUGUGUUUCCCUCGUCACCACACCCACACACUCAUGCUCAGUAGCAUCAUAGUCUCCAUUGCACUGAAGCCAACACCGUCUUCCACUGCGCGCCACACCCACUUCCUUCUCGUGUUCGCCAAACACUUCUCCUCUUACGAUGUGUACCGUGCCAACCUCAACAUCGCCGCAUUCUCACGAGCCGGAAACAUCACCGCCGCACGCCAAGUGUUCGACAAAAUGCCAACGAAAGACGUCGUCACCUGGAACUCCAUGCUCACUGCCUACUGGCACAGCGGCUUCCCGCAGCACUCCAGAGCGCUAUUCGAUGCAAUGCCGAUGAAGAAUGUGGUUUCAUGGAACGCCAUGGUUGCAGGUUGCGUGCAAAAUGACAUGCUGGACGAGGCGUUUAACUACUUCGCUGCCAUGCCGGAGAGGAAUGCUGCGUCGUACAAUGCGAUGAUAUCAGGCUUCAUUAAGUUUGGGCGGUUGUGCGACGCGCAGAGGUUAUUCAAAGAGAUGCCUUGUCCGAAUGUGGUUUCGUACACUGUGAUGAUUGAUGGGUACGUGAAGGUGAAGGAAGGUGGUGGGAUUGCGCGCGCGAGGGCGCUGUUCGAUGCAAUGCCUCGCAGGAACGAGGUUUCGUGGACGGUGAUGAUCAACGGCCUUGUGGAGAACGGGUUGUAUGAGGAAGCGUGGGAGCUGUUUGGGAGAAUGCCGCAGAAGAAUGUUGUUGCCAGCACUGCUAUGAUCACCGGGUUUUGUAAACAGGGGAAGGUGGAUGAGGCUUGGACCUUGUUUCAACAGAUUCGAUGCAGGGAUAUCGCUUCCUGGAAUAUAAUGAUAACGGGUUAUGCGCAAAAUGGGAGAGGGGAAGAGGCACUGAAUUUAUUUUCACAGAUGGUCAGGACUGGUAUGCAACCGGAUGACUUGAUUUUUGUUUCACUUUUUACUGCCUGUGCUAGUCUUGCAUUGCUUGACCAAGGAAGACAGACAUAUGCCCUUGUAAUUAAGCAUGGCUUUGAUUCAGAUUUGUCGGUGAAUAAUGCCUUGGUUACUAUGUACAGCAAAUGUGGUAGCAUUGUUGAUUCUGAGUUAGCUUUUGGACAAACUUCCCAGCCGGACAUUGUUUCAUGGAACACUAUCAUUGCUGCAUUUGCACAGCAUGUUCUCUAUUACAAAGCACGCUCCUACUUCGACCAGAUGAUAGCAGUUGGGGUUCGACCUGAUGGCAUAACUUUUCUGAGUUUGCUAUCUGUCUGUUGCCGUGCCGGGAAGAUUGAUGAGAGCAUGAAUCUGUUUAAUUUGAUGGUCCAUGACUAUGGUAUUCCACCAAGGUCUGAACACUAUGCUUGUUUGGUUGAUGUCAUGAGUCGAGCGGGUCAGUUGCAGAGAGCCUGCGAAAUAAUCCAGGAGAUGCCAUUCGAGGCAGAUUGUAGCAUCUGGGGCGCUCUUCUUGCGGGUUGUAAUGUUCAUUUAAACGUGAAAUUGGGGGAACUGGCAGCUGGAAGAAUUUUGAAUUUGGAUCCUUGUAAUUCGGGUGCUUAUGUUUUGCUGUCUAAUAUAUAUGCUGCUGCUGGAAGAUGGAAGGAUGUCAAUAGAGUCAGGGUUCUGAUGAAAGAGCAAGGAGUUAAGAAACAAAGAGCUUAUAGUUCGGUGCAGAUUGGAAACAAACUACACUGUUUCGUUGGAGGGGAUCCAUCACAUCCAAGUAUUGAUGAUAUUCAUAUUGCUUUAAGGAGGAUUACAUUACAUAUGAAAGUGAAGGGUGACUCUAAAGAAGAGGCUGUUAGUUAAUUCAACUGCCAACUAUUUUGACUUUUUUACAAGUGAUGAUAAAGAUUUUAUUGGGAGCCAGGGGGAGGCAAUCGUGUGUAACUUUUACUGAGUUGAAAAGGACAGAGGGGAGGGGAGCAACCCUCUAUAGUUUUGUAAGAAGAGGGUAGGGCAAAUAAAUCCAAGUUACUAUUAUUCCCAAUGCAGAUAAUAUUUUUAAAUGUACCUAUAUAAAAAGAAAAUAUUUUUCUUUCA
Messenger RNA from Lotus japonicus, 2081 nucleotides. Its product is annotated as pentatricopeptide repeat-containing protein At4g02750-like. Gene Ontology annotation, molecular function: RNA binding; protein binding. Gene Ontology annotation, biological process: RNA modification. The transcript has 2 exons. NCBI's taxonomy places the organism in Eukaryota, Viridiplantae, Streptophyta, Magnoliopsida, Fabales, Fabaceae. The record is from RefSeq and is a predicted model, not a curated record. The coding region runs from base 105 to 1847 and encodes 580 amino acids.